AUGAACUCACAAGUCAGCAUUACUAGUGAUCUGCGUAUUGCUGCGAGCGGGAUCUGCAACCGGGUGUGCUCCCUGGAGAGGGAGCGCAAUGAGCGGGCCUGGCCCGCUAACGUGGAUGUAGCAGCUGUCACGACGCAAGCUAUGCCUCUUGUGUCUGCUGUGAAAGAGGUCUGUCCUGACCCAUGGGGAGAAAAGUGCAGCGGAGACAGCGACUCCGACAGUACCGGCCCCGGAGGUGUAUGCAGGGACCGCUGCGGAGAGGAGUUUACGGGGGCAGCAGUCGCCAAAGUGGAGUGA
This is a messenger RNA of Knipowitschia caucasica, 297 nucleotides long. Lineage: Eukaryota; Metazoa; Chordata; Actinopteri; Gobiiformes; Gobiidae. The record is from the annotation of a GenBank genome assembly.